Macrobrachium nipponense is the source of this 3094-nucleotide messenger RNA. RefSeq lists its product as uncharacterized. NCBI's taxonomy places the organism in Eukaryota, Metazoa, Arthropoda, Malacostraca, Decapoda, Palaemonidae. The transcript has a single exon. The record is from RefSeq and is a predicted model, not a curated record. The coding region runs from base 311 to 2035 and encodes 574 amino acids.
CCACUUUGCCCUGUGAUCAUAACCUACCAAGAGCCGCCUGAGUUCAGAGGGUGGUGGCGGAGUGGGAGGUGAAACGACGACGACGACGCUGCGACCAGAGGAGCGAGAGAGACAUAGACCGAGUGGUGCUUGUCCGGAGAGUCUAUCUCCCUGAGGUGGCCCAAACCAACGACGGUGGUAAUCCCGAAGGAGGUUACCACCGAAAAAUUGAAACACGUGUGGCUGGCUGUGCUUAAAGUCCCUCCCUCAGAGGCCCGUGAUUGGCUCAGAGUUGUCCCAUAUUUGGCUUGUGUCCUCUUAAAUCGCGAAGAUGUGCGAUUACCCGGAUGCGGAGGAAAAUACGGGAGAUUUUCUCGGCAUUGAGAACUCGCCAGCAGACGGCGAGAAGGUGUCGGGGACGGUAGAACAGCAGUUGGAGCGCCUGAACGAAAAGGAAUAUUUCGCUAGGAAGCGGCGCCACAGGUCCUUUUGGAAGAGGCCCGCCACCUACGUUUACCCCGACAAUUUCGGUUUCGGGGUCAAUACUUACCAGUCUAUGAUAGAUUAUCUAGACGCCAAAGAUCACGGUGGAAUAGCUAAUCGCGAAGACGUCCAUCUGCCGCUUCUCGAGGAGCGGUGUAUGAGAAGGUACGCGUCGUACAAUCCGUUCAGGUGGUACGACAACACUGACAUCGACAGGUACAUCGAGAAGGGGGAAAAAAUCCGCACCCAGAUCCGCCAGAACGACGCCGUCGGAAUCAGCAACGUGCUGAGGAGAACUCACACGAACUGGUCUAUGACGAGGAAGUGGGUGCAAUUAGUGAAGGAUUCGCUGAGCAGUAAGUACCGCAAAGAGCACAAGGGAUUCGAAGAGGAGGAACCGUUCUACCGUCCAGUGACACCUGUCAAACUCCUAGACAUCAGGGACAGCACGCCCGACCGUCUUGGCCUAGGUCUAACGUCUCUUACCAACAAGGCCGUCUUAUACGACCAACUUCAGGCAGAGUUCAACAGCGUGAUUAAAAGCCUCGCCCAAAGCAGGAUGGAAUACGAUAACGAGAUGGAGAAGAGGCAGCAGCGCCUCCAGUCACUCGAUGACAAAUUCGAGGAGACCAUCGACCGCAUGUACGAACAGGUACAGCGCAUCAACAGCAAGGCCGACCUAUAUGCCAACGUAGCCAAAGACCCACGCGAAAUCGAAGUCGAUACAAAAGGCUUGGUGCUUCGCAAUCAAAUCCGUAGACAGGAGGAAAUGCGUAACCUUUUGGAAUGCGUCGACGAACUCACGGAAAUGAAUAGUGCCAGAAAUCAGCUGCGCCAAAGUCUGCGCAAUCUCGACAACGAGACACGUGGUCUCAGCGGCAGGAUCGACGACAUGAGAGAACAGCACACUCAGGAGGACGACGCUGUCGCUGAAGAACUCGCCAAGAUGGACUUCCACGAUAUUAGAGACAUCGACAACACCUUCGACUAUGACCACCUGAUGGCCACGGCCAACGCCCGCAAGAAGGAAGCCCACGCCAGAGCGCUGGCCAGGAAGAGGGACGAAGAAGAAGACGUUGAAGAAAUCAAGAGCUGCAGGAAGCCCAAGCACGCACUCAUCUGGGCUAAGCAUGAUCGGGUCACCACCAGGCCCAAGCAGCCCCUCCUUCGGGAUGAAGUGAUGUCCGAUACCUUGGCCAACAUCUUGAACAAGGCAUCCUUGAUGUCAAGUGGCACUAGCGAAAGCAGAAGAAUUAACAGCCGCGCCCGUUUCAUCAACGUCUUCAAGCCCAGACCCGACACCGCCGACAGAGAACUCAUGGUGCCCCCUUCAAGGACCGAACUCAACAUUGAUUUCAUGGCCAAGACUCUGGCCCAAAAGGGAAAGUGUCUCCGCCGAUAUGAUAUUGACCAAGAAGUCGACACGCCGAAGUCCGGACUCAACACCAAUGCCCGCAAGAAUUAUUGCGAGAGGGGCAUCACCAAGCGCCGCGAGGAGUAUCCUUCCCUGAGCAACCGCGUGCGGUAUGCAAACAUCAGGUCAAGGGCAAGAAUCACUCUUCUAGGAUAUUAGUUAUCCUCCAAGUCACUCUUCCUAUCCGUUAAAUUCCGGCCAGCUUUAAAAAAAAAAGAGAAGUCGAUAAAAAAAAAAAGAGGAAAUAGGCCAAUCAUCAUCAUCCAACCUCUUAAUCCUUGACCACCUUACCACAAAAAUAAAAGCUAUUCUAAACGACGAAGAGCUUAAACGACCACAGGGGAAUAAUUUUUCACGUCUCUCCACAUCGCACGUCAGAAGAAAAAGCCACCUUCCAAUAAAGAAACGUAACUUCCAGUGUAACCUCGCUUGAGGUGAGGUGACAAUCACAAUCCCCUUCCCAGCAGAAAGGAAAGUCUUUUCUUCAUCUUGUCAUGAAGAGUCGUCAUCGUCUCUCGGAUAAAUUCUGUUUCAUCUUUCCAAGAAACCUUUUAUUGCCAACAAACUUUCUCAUCGCCAAACACCAAGAGGAUAAUGAGAGUUCCCAAACCCUCAUCAAUCUCCAUACAACUCAUACGGUGAAAAAGUGCUCUUUAUCCAGCGGCUGAAUGUGUGUCUGUGUUUGCGUGUGCGUCUGUCUCCAUGACUUUUCCCCUGCAAGAUAUGAAUAGUGACCAUAGUUCUAAAUUAGUGAUCAUCAUCGUCAUGAUUUGUAUGACCAAGUGUGCUUGGGAUCAUCGUUCACAGACUAAUUUCCCUGUUUGGAAAGAAAUACUUGUUUAUUGAUCUACGCUUCACAUUGCGUUCGGUCUGAACGAACGCAUCGUGAAUCGCACAGAAAACGAAAAAAUGCAAACGAACAAUAUCUAAGUCUUGAAACGAACCGCGUAUAUUGCUAAGAGGACUCAUUCAACUACGAAGCCGUAAUGUUAAGUUCUUUCUAAGGUUAAUAUCGCAGACUUUUUAUUUUGGUUUCAGUUUUAUUGUGUCAGUGGACUGUCUAUCUGAAGGCAACUCGGCAGUUACUGCACUAUCUGCAAUUUAUUGUUUUAUUUCUUCACAUGUCCAUGAAUAUUCAUUUUCACUCUUUGUGUAAUUAGUUUUUGUUCAAAGUUUCUUUUUUUCUGUCUUGAAUACAAUAAAGGGUACAAAAAAGUA